Pestalotiopsis fici W106-1 is the source of this 7170-nucleotide messenger RNA. RefSeq lists its product as uncharacterized. NCBI's taxonomy places the organism in Eukaryota, Fungi, Ascomycota, Sordariomycetes, Amphisphaeriales, Sporocadaceae. Bases 1 to 7170 code for a protein of 2389 amino acids. The transcript is spliced from 9 exons. The record is from RefSeq and is a predicted model, not a curated record.
AUGGCUGCAGAUUUCCUUGGUCUCAGGGUGAUAUGGCCUCCGGAUGGCGCACUACCGCCAAAGCACAAAUACGAUAUUGUCUUUGUUCAUGGCCUCCAUGGAGGGCCAAUCUCUGACUGGCAGAAUGAAGACGGGGUAUGCUGGCCAUUGGCACAGUUACCUUUGGACUUGGGAAACGCACGCAUUUUGGCGUUUGGCUAUGACCCGAACCGGCUCUCAAUCCGCUCCGACGACUUUUACCAAGGCGGUAUUGUUUUCGAACCCGGUCAAACGCUGCGCAUGGCCUUGAUGCGCAACCGAAUGUCAAAGAAGAUACAAGUUCCCCUCGUUCUGAUCGGACACGAUGUGGGAGGUCUUGUAAUCAAAAAUGCUCUUUGCUCUUCGCAUGUCGACAAGGAUGCCGUUGUGCUGAAAAAGACUAAACACGUCAUUUUUCUUGAAACGCCACAUUCCGACCUGAGUUGGGACACUUGGAGACAGAUUUCCAUGGCUUCUUCCAGCCAAGACAGUAUUGGAAGGUGGAAAAUCUGGUCUGCUGUCGUUGAAAGCACACAAAAAGCUUUUCUUGAAAUUGCCUCUCGUUUCAACAUAACGACGGGACUUGUUGGUGUCAACAAUGACACGGCCGACGUUGUAACCAAUAUUGAGUCUGAGGCUUUCAACUUUGCUUCUUUGAAUCAUGUCAACCGGGCCUUCUUCCCUGGAGCAGACCACAGAAGCAUAUCUAAGCUUUGCCGGGGAACAGCCAACUACGAUCAAUUGCUCCGCUGUAUCCAAGAGGGCAUGGAAUGCACUACCCAGCUACCGGAGGACAUUCAAAGAGUACGGGACUGGCUUGGACGGCGCCCUGAUACUCUUAACAAAAUUGACUAUCAAAAGCAGCUCGACCAGUACCACACAGGCACUGGAAAAUGGCUCCUGGAACUCGAACUUUUCCGCAAAUGGGUCACAUUGGAGUCACCAAGCCCCAUCCUUUGGGUCACCGGUCCCGAGGGCUGUGGAAAAUCCGUUCUCUGCGCUACUACUUCUCAGUGGGUGCAACGGACCUCUCAAAAGCCUGCCGUCGUGUAUCUCAUGCUAAAAUUUGAUCACCCCCGGUCCGAAUACCAGCUCCUGGUCCAAAUUGCCUUACAAUUGCUCGACUACCUUGUUGAGCGCGGACAUGGCGUCGACACAGAGGUAUUGUCGGGACUGAAUGGGCAUCCCGAUGGACAUGAAAAGAUGCUAAAAGUACAGGACUUGAUCAAAUGUCUCAUCCGUCAAUGCCAUAUUGCAUUUGUCUUCAUUGAUGGUCUGGACGAAGUCAGUCUGGAAUUGCAGGGAUCAUCACAAGGAAAAGCCACCGACAUCGACUUGCCAAAGCAACAACUUCAUUCAACUUUGACUUUUCUUGUUGGACUAACAAAAGAAGGUGGAGAAAUGCCACUUCGCAUAUGGUGUAGCUCAAAUAGAUCAGGCGAGAUGGGGAAAUGGAUCGACGAAUGUGGCGCGCUUGAGCUACCCUUGGAUGCGCAAUCGCUGGCAGGUGAUGUUGCUUCAUAUGCUCAUCACAGGUUAACCGGUUCUCUGGAAGGGGAAAUGCCAAAAGUCGUCGGAUCUGAAAUACUGGAGACUACCAGUGACAACUUUCUGUUGGCAGCCACUGCUUUGGACAGAUUGCAAAUGUCAAUGCUGUCAGACACGUCUUCGGCGGAAACAAAACAGCUGAAAAUGCCCUCUGACAUCCGCGAGGCGUAUGCAGAGAGCUUGGAUCUUUUGCUCAAUGGUGAAGAGGAUUCUAGUAUUCCAGCAAUGAAAAUCCUUUCGCUGGUUCUAUUUGCGCAGAGACCACUGAAAUUGACCGAAAUCAGAGAAGCCCUGGCCAUAUCUCACAAGCCCUUCAAAGAUUAUGCUCCAAUUGGGUUCCACUUCGACGGCAAUGAGAUUCAAAAGCUCUGCGGCCCAUUCAUUCACUUCUUGCCGAUUGGAGAAGCAUCAGAAGAUGGCUACUUGAGAUUGUCGCAUGCAUCAGUUUUCUGGUUUCUUCGUGGUCAGCUCGAAGUUGAAAAACAGCGCCUUCAACUUCGACCCAAGGUAAUUGCAGAUGCAUGCCUGAAGUACCUAUCACAGCGCCGAUACGCCAAACCCAUGGACUCACUCAAAACAGCGUCUCUACAGAGCCACUCGUUUCUGGCCUAUGCCGCAAGGUAUUGGCAUAAACACCUGAAUGAGUCUGGGGCGGAAUUGCUUGCGAAAGUGGGCUCUUUUCUACGCUCGCCGCAGUUCUUGUCAAUGAUACGGUUCCAAAGUCUCCAUCUGAAUGGCUCUUUCCGGCCGAACGGAAAAUCAGAGAAAGAAGACGAGAAGAUGGUGGCUAGGAGAUCGAGACUUCACACAAAUCCUUCUGGAGAAGAACAACUUGAUAAUCUCAUCGGUGACUACCAAGCUUUUCUCGAAGAAUGGACCAAUUUCCUUCAUUCGGGCAUUUUAAGGCCACCACGUAGUGGCGAUAUUGAUGAUUGUUUUUGGGGCGCUCUGGGCCACAACAACUUUCUCCACACUCACGGAACGAGAAUAGAGAGAAAUAAGAGUUUCUUGUUGGAAUUCGAUCUUGGUAUCGCUGCUCAGGAUCAAGCUUCCGGGUCAUAUGACUUCCAAGAAACAAUUAGCGAUGACGGCGGGCGCAUCGCAGUCUUGAGAGUCCCAAUCCAAAGCCAAGCCAAAGUCGUGCGUGAGUCAUGGUUGGUCGAUGGCAAGAGACCUCCGUCUCGUUACGGUCAGCAAGAAGUUCUCUUGUUUGACCCAGAACAAGUCCUUUGGAGCAGUUAUGGUGCCUCACCUGAGACUAAGCUCUCGCUGGUUCCCAUCGUCGAUCCCUCACAGAGGGUAUCUGCAAUGCACGAAACACAGUACGGCUCGGCGGUUCGUAUCGGUUGCAAUUUAUUCCUUCGGGGAAAUAGAGGCAACUGGGCCGCACUCGACAAGAAGGAUGAACAGGAGAAAACUUACUGGGAUGAUAUUGUAAUGAACGACUCUUGGAUUUUUCAAUCUCGCCGAAGGUAUGUUGGCUUGAAACAACCGACAUUCACUUCAGCAGCGUAUCAGACCAAAAGUCUGGACUCGGAUUCUGACUCAAUCUCGGACGUACACACUGAAGAUGAAGACUCACAACCAGAAUAUUCAUCCGUCGGGCCAGACCAAGUGUCAUCUGCCGAAGAGUUUCACCUUGACACGGCCUCGGAAAUUGACUCAUCUGAUGAAGCUUCACAAGACAGUGCUUUGGCAUCAGGCGCGGACACGGCUGAUCAGAGCGAUUUCGAAUCCUCCAGUGAACUUUCAUCGUCUUCCGGGUCUUCAGAAAGUCAAUCUUCGAGUAGCGGAUCUUCUUCAGAUUCAGAUAGUGUCUCCCGAAGCCCAAACAAGCACAUCAGGAAGCAUCGACGUCGUGCCCCCAGGAAAGCCUCAAGCUCUCGAUCCAAACGCGUGUCAUCGCCGUCGAUUGUGGAGCGUCAGAAUAUCAAUGACAUGCAUACUCCGGAUGAUUCAGACGCCGAUGACGAAGAAUCUGGCUCCGAAAGUGAUGAUGAAACCAACUCUCAGCCACACGCGGGUCCAAAAGCGCUAAAGCACCUUUUUUCAUACGGUCGAUAUUGUGACCUUUGCAAAAUACCCGUGGUCCACGACACUGACCUGGAGACAAACUCAAAGUGUAGCAUAUACUACCAGUGUUUCCCAUGUGGUAAAGAUGAGUGGGACGCUUUCGAUUUAUGCUCUGCAUGUUUUGCCAAAGGGUCUUGGUGCAAGAACCAAAAUCAUGUGCUGUCCAGAGCCACCUUUACGCAUCGCGAUCGGCGUGUCCGUUGGGAGGAUGGCAUCACACAGGACACAUCAAUGCCCGUGGUGGACAUUCUCGUUGAGCCGAGGCACAGCGACAUUGCCAAUCCAUUCCGAUACACACAUCGACAUUCUUCCUCGCUGCACGACUCCUCUGCCAUUCUUCAUCCCACACUCCCACUCUUCAUAUAUCCUCUCGACGGACGCGAGUUCCUCUUUGGAGAUCUCCAGAAGAAGACGUAUUUCAAAUUCCAUGUACCCUUUGAAUCCUGCGAAACAUCAGAGACGGCAGGCAAUACCUGCAUCCCAAUUGGAGUCAGCAUGCGUUUCUCUUCUUGUGGAAGAUUUGUCCACGUCGCACGAUUCACAGGUAGGUCAACCCUGUUUGCGCCACUCAGACUCUUCGUCUUGUUUGCCACAAUGGCAUUGUCUCCGAAAGACACGUGCUCAAGAAAGCCGCGAAUACUCGACCGUCGUCAUGGUGUUGACCUGGGGACAUGGCCCAAGGUUGUGACGCAUUUGCCCUACGUCAUUACCUGGACAGAGAAACAUGCUCAUGUGUCUCUGACUGGAGACCGGCUUCGGGUCUUGCGUUUUCCACUUCACGCCCCGAGUGGCGACACUUCUGAUGAUGUCGGCACAAGUGAUACCGAGGUAUCUGUGCUUUCACACCAGGUAGCUUUGCCUUGUUCGGCACAGUCAAGAUCCGUAUAUUUCUUUCCUGCGCGCGCUAAUAGCCCUGCCGUCAUCAUUUUGGGAUCUCUGCAUGGGAGGCAAUCACAGCCACCUGUAGUGGUCUACCUCGACCCGGAUGCCCUUGGUACUUGGAAAUCCCUGAGAAAGGACGAGUUCAAACACAAUCUGACGAGUCGAGAAAUCCAUGAAGCCCAUGUCGACGAACCCGACUUCCAUGAUGACUGCGAGAAAACGAUUGAUACAACAGUCAAAUACGAUUAUUACACCUUGCAGCCAAAUCAAGCAAAGCAUUUCCAAGAUUGGUUAAAAAAUGCUUUUGUGGAAAGAAGCAUAUUCUGUCCUUCAUGCUUUGAUCUUGCAAAAAAGCUGACCUUCCUUGGCCUUCCUUCGUGGUUGCGCCGCUUCGACGUCGACGCCGCUAUGCCUGAUGAAAUGAAGACGCAAAUAAUAUGGGAGGUAACCCUCCUCGACUUGGUUGCAGCUAUUGAGGCGGGCUGUCAGUUCUGUUGUUAUGUUGCAAUUCGCCUCUUUGGUUCUCUUCGCGCCAGGUCGAUCGGCCAGCUCCUGGGUGAAUCUACUCCCCGGUGUUGCGCGCUGGGAUCUUCCACAGACGACGGGGCCGACGAGUUGCAAAAUAUCAUUGUCAGACUUCGCAGCGCAGCUCGGGCCGUCGGAACAGAGGAGCAAGUCAUGGGCCUUAUCUGCAGACCACUUGACCAAGAUCCUGACACUCGAUCAUUCAGCAAGGUUUCUCUGAGUCUUGGGGAUGGCGGCGAGAAAUCUGAAUUAUCAUUCCUGCCCAAUGUUUCAUUCACUGGAACCACUGAAGAUGGAGACAAGAGAUCGCUCAUGUGGUUUGUCAACCCACCGGAUUCCUUCCGGCGAACAACGGCAGAAUGCGUUUUGGAACUCUACUCGUUGCCUGACAAUAUUCUUCAACAGUGGAUACCCGCCCAUCCUCUCACGACAUUCCCUGGCGGAGGCGAAAACUUAAGGCUUGUCAAGAGCUGGAUACACACAUGUGACUCGAGCCAUUCUUUUUGCCAACGCGAGCUAGAGAUACAGGCAGAAUUGCCAACGCGAGUCAUCCAAAUCAAUGACGACAGAACCAUUCAAUUGGUUGAAACAAACGGGCAGCCAGGCCGAUAUGUUGCGCUGAGUUACUGCUGGGGUCCAGAUCCAAGUAACCAUAGCCCUACUAUCACUGCCAACUUCCGGGCUCGGUGUCAGCCAGGCGGGCUGCUGCUGAAUGAGUUGCCAUCGGCCAUCAAGGACGCCAUUUCCGUCACUGAGGAAAUUGGCAUCAGGUUCAUAUGGGUUGACGCAUUGUGCAUCGUUCAGGAUGACUUGCAGGACAAGGAAAAAGAACUUGGAGUGAUGAACCAGUACUACAAACGCGCAUACCUGACCAUUGCAGCCAGUACACCUGAUUGCAACAGUGGCUUCCUACGGCAGAUGGGACGUUGUGAAACUCACACUGAUUUUCCCCUCCCAAGGGAUCUAGUGCCGUUGGACGUGUUUUGUCUCGAACGGGAUAGAGAUUCGGGUGGCUCGGCCAAGGUCUACGUCAGGGAGGAGAAUCCCUAUCAGCUGGCCCUGGAGCCAAUCAAUGAGCGAGCUUGGACUCUUCAGGAAAGUUUACUCUCAAGUCGGGUCCUUUUCUUUGGCCACCGGGUGAUCUGGUUCUGCCGGCAUGGAACCCACAGCGACGGCGGGAGUGAGGACUGGUCCUUUGAUGAGAACAACCUGGAAAGUACCCGGCGAGAGUUUCAAAUGAGACUAGCCACCCGAAGACAAGAGGAGAACAAUCGCAGCCAUACACCAAACUCCGAUGAUGAUCGGGACAUGUACGAUAUAUGGCAUCGUAUCGUGGGCAACUACUCACGGCGAGCCAUGUCGCGUCCAGAGGACAAGCUUCCGGCGCUCUCUGGCUUGGCAUCCGAGUUCGCAGCCAUGUGCAAAGAUGAGUAUAUAGCUGGGCUAUGGCGAUCAAACCUUUUGCGGGAUCUAUUAUGGUCAACUAGGGACUCUGCGAUGCAUUACCCUGAUGUAUGGAGAGCUCCGACGUGGUCGUGGGCUUCUGUCGAUGAUACAGUCUUGUAUGACCAGCUACCGCCACACGAUGCCGCAUCUUUGGCCACUAUAGAAGAGGUCCAUGUCAGACCAAAGAGUUCUCUCGUUCAAUUUGGAGAGGUCCAGGAGGGUAGGCUUGUCAUGACUUUGCCGUGCCUUGCAUAUAGUUUGUCAGACGAAGACAAAAGAGCGGAAGCCUUCAAGGUGUGGACCAGUGGGUAUGGAUCGAAAAGUCUCCUCCUCAGCGAGAGGGACUGGGUGCUUGAAGGCCUACGAAACAGUGCCCGUACAGGAGUUGUGCCUCGGCAGUCAGACGAUGAGAAGAAACACCAGCAACUACCCGACACAAUUGUCGUGGCUCUCGUAUACCGAAAGCGUGAUGAAUUGGUUCAGAGCAAUGAAGGUCUCACGGCAACUCAUGGGGGCACAGCUCCGGAGAAAUGGACGGCCUGGGGUUUAGUAUUGAAGCCCGUUGAAGGAACGUCCAUGCGCGUCUUCGAGCGACUCUUUGCUUUCUCCAAAUCCCUAACAUUUGAGUCGCCGGAUAGCAUUUUCAAGGACAGCAUCAAGACAAUUGAAAUCAUCUAG